CAGAAAAACGGUCACUCCAUAUUUUACUCCGCUGCUGAAGCUGAAAAGGUGAGCAAUAACCAGUUCAGCAAACUGGGAAUUAAAUUUCCCAAAACUAUUUUGUGACUGUGCAAUAGACGUUUGAAAAUUGGAACGAUUUUGCAAUGGUAUAUUCCCAGAGAAGAAAUACAGGAUCCCGGCGUCUGCUGCUCUCGCUUCUGCUCCUCACAACCUGGGAGGCUGGCAGCGGCCAGGUCCACUACUCCGUCACUGAAGAGGCCAAACACGGCACCUUCGUGGGCCGCAUCGCCCAGGACCUGGGGCUGGAGCUGGCCGAGCUGGUGCCCCGCCUGUUCCGCCUGGCGUCCAAGGGCCGCCGGGACCUUCUGGAGGUAAACCUGCAGAAUGGCAUUCUGUUUGUGAAUUCUCGGAUCGACCGCGAGGAGCUGUGCGGGCGGAGCGCGGAGUGCAGCCUGCACCUGGAGGUGAUCGUGGACAGGCCGCUGCAGGUGUUCCACGUGGAGGUGGAGGUGAGGGACAUUAACGACAAUGCGCCUAGGUUCUUCAGACAGGAACAGAGAUUAUUUAUCUUGGAGUCAAGAAUAGCGGAUUCCCGGUUUCCGCUAGAGGGCGCAUCUGACAUGGAUAUCGGAGCAAAUGCAGAAUUGAGAUAUAAAUUAAGUCCUAGUGAAUACUUUGACUUGGAUGUUAGAGCAAACGAAGACGAAACAAAUUUUUUAGAGCUGGUUUUGAAGAAGCCAGUAGAUAGAGAAGAAACCCAAGAACAUAGUUUAAUGCUGAUUGCAACUGAUGGAGGAAAACCAGAACUGACAGGUACAGUUCAAUUGUUGAUUACUGUAUUAGAUGCAAAUGAUAAUGCACCGGAAUUCGACAAAUCAAUUUAUAAUGUCAGAUUAAUGGAAAAUGCACCAAAUGGAACAUUAGUUAUUAAACUGAACGCCUCAGAUGCAGAUGAGGGUAUUAAUAAGGAUAUAGUAUACCUCUUCAGUAAUCUUGUUCUAGAUAAUGUAAAAUCUAAGUUUACAAUAAAUUCUAAUAGUGGGGAAAUAAGAGUUAAGGGAAAACUGGAUUACGAAGAGUGUAAAUUAUACGAAAUUAAUAUUGAUGCUGUAGACAAAAGUACAUUCCCUUUAACUGGACACUGCAAAGUAAUAGUGAAAAUCCUGGAUGAGAAUGAUAAUACCCCAGAGAUGGUCAUAACCUCCCUAUCUCUGCCUGUCCAAGAGAACUCUCCGCUGGGCACUGUCAUCGCACUGAUCAGUCUGUCUGAUCGAGAUUCAGGUGCCAAUGGGCAAGUGAACUGCUCUCUGACACCCAACGUUCCUUUCAAACUGGUGUCCACCUUCAAGAACUACUAUUCGCUGGUGCUGGACAGCGCCCUGGACCGCGAGAGCGUGCCGAGCUACAGGGUGGUGGUGACCGCGCGCGACGGGGGCUCGCCUCCGCUGUCGGCCACGGCCAGCGUGUGGGUGGAGGUGGCCGACGUGAACGACAACGCGCCCGCGUUCGCGCAGCCCGAGCACACGGUGUUCGUGAGGGAGAACAACGCGCCCGGCCGCCACAUCUGCACGCUGUCGGCGCGCGACCCCGACGCGCAGGAGAACGCGCGGGUGUCCUACUCGCUGGUGGAGCGGCGGGUGGGCGAGCGCGCGCUGUCGAGCUACGUGUCGGUGCACGCGGAGAGCGGCCGGGUGUUCGCGCUGCAGCCGCUGGACCACGAGGAGCUGGAGCUGCUGCAGUUCCAGGUGAGCGCGCGCGACGCGGGCGUGCCGCCUCUGGGCAGCAACGUGACGCUGCAGGUGUUCGUGCUGGACGAGAACGACAACGCGCCCGCGCUGCUGCCGGGCGGCGCGGGCGAGCUGGUGCCGCGCUCGCUGGGCGCGGGCCACGUGGUGGCCAAGGUGCGCGCGGUGGACGCGGACUCGGGCUACAACGCGUGGCUGUCGUACGAGCUGCUGCAGCCGGCGGCGGCGGCGGGCGGCGCGCGCGGCCCGUUCCGCGUGGGGCUGUACACGGGCGAGAUCAGCACGACGCGCGCCCUGGACGAGGCGGACGCGCCGCGCCAGCGCCUGCUGGUGCUGGUGAAGGACCACGGCGAGCCGGCGCUCACGGCCACGGCCACGGUGCUGCUGUCGCUGGUGGAGAGCGGGCUGGCGCCCCGCGCGUCGUCGCGCGCGCCCGAGGGCGCGGCGGGCGCGCCGACGGCGCUGCUGGACGUGAACGUGUACCUGAUCGUCGCCAUCUGCGCCGUGUCCAGCCUGCUGGUGCUGACGCUGCUGCUGUACGUGGCGCUGCGCUGCGCGGCGCCGCCGGGCGAGGGCGAGGGCGCGGGCGCGGCCGGGAAGCCGGCGCUGGUGUGCGCCAGCGCGGUGGGGAGCUGGUCGUGCUCGCAGCAGCGGCGGCAGAGGUGUGCUCCGGGGAGGGUCCGCCCAAGACCGACCUCAUGGCCUUCAGCCCCAGCCUUCCUCCGUGUCCUGGAGUGACGAAUAUGGGCGAGCAUCAAGAUUUAAAUGAUGCUCAUU
Molecule: messenger RNA, 2522 nt
Organism: Talpa occidentalis (Iberian mole)
Lineage: Eukaryota; Metazoa; Chordata; Mammalia; Eulipotyphla; Talpidae
Product: protocadherin alpha-5-like
Biological process (GO): homophilic cell-cell adhesion
Cellular component (GO): plasma membrane
Molecular function (GO): calcium ion binding
Source: RefSeq, a predicted model, not a curated record